Toxoplasma gondii ME49 is the source of this 1336-nucleotide messenger RNA. RefSeq lists its product as hypothetical. The coding region runs from base 441 to 866 and encodes 141 amino acids. The record is from RefSeq and is a predicted model, not a curated record. The transcript has 5 exons. NCBI's taxonomy places the organism in Eukaryota, Apicomplexa, Conoidasida, Eucoccidiorida, Sarcocystidae.
ACACAACUCUGCAGUUUACGAGAUCAAACGAUGUCUGCGCGUUUCACUGGUCGAUGCACAACCCGAGACAAGAACACUACCGGAAGGCUCUAGGAACACAGAAACAUAGCAAAUGGAGUGCAGCAUCAGCUGUACAUACAGUGGGGUGUUUCACGCUUGGAUGCCUACACUUUGCCAUCAGUGCGAUGCAGUCGCGGCGUUCACAUCCAGUUGUCAUCCGUGAAUCCUGGUCAUUAAAGAAUCCGAAUCUUUGAAACUGACAGAACCACUCCUCUUACUUACAACAUCAGCUUUGUGUCUGCAAGGUGCCGCCGACUUCCCAGAGAAAAUUCGAAAACGUUGGGAGGGUCCAUCUUGUUUCUCGCCUGUUGCGGAACGCACCUGCCAGUCUACGGAAAAAAGAGACAUACGAGUACUUUGUUCAACGCAAGUCACUUCUAAUGGAAAAAAUACCCAUCACGAUCCUACCACAUCCGGGGGAGGAGAAAAUCCGAAAGAGAGCAUGGAAUCAGCACUGGCUCAGUCGCUGUGCUUACACAGUUGUACAGCGAAGUGUCCCGGAUCCUACGACUCCGGUUUGUUGGCGAAAAGAACCACGGGUGAUCAACGGUGUUGUAAUUUGGAGGUGGAAAAGACGUGGUCUGCCAUCAAAGAAAGAGCCUCGUCUUCCCGGGAACGCCGAUACCGCACAGUCUACACUCUUCCGAAUCGUUCAUGGCAAGAGGCACCUCACUAGCACCGCUGCACAGGAGCCGCCAGUGGCGCGUCGGAGGAGCUCGAGGCUCCACUCGGAAACUUCUUUCGCCCAGUUUUUCGAGGACAAACGAGAUCUGACAUCCAGCGACGAAGAGGAGGAAUCCGCGUGACGGUGUUGUAUUGGGCUGUGGAACCUGCCGUCUUUGUCGUAUACAUCGUAGCAUGUUUCUACCGCAUGCUACUUCAUGUGUCCGAUUUAGGAACUGUACAUGCGACCAGACUUCAAGUGCUUCGUGGGUUGUUUUGAUUGUGCGCGACGGUUGCGGCACUGGGCCUCUCUCUACCGGGUUGCCCGUCCACUGCAGUGCACCACUGCUCAGAUGUAUUUCACGUUUUCGUGUGCUUUCCGAACCAGAGUGUCUGCUCCGUGAUAGACCUCUUCCAUCAACGACAAAGGUUGAUUUUGAGACGCAGAAAAACACUCAUGAGUGUUUGUUUGCCCACGCGGGCAGUACGAAAAAUCGCCCGUGAGUUCAGGCCUAACGUUUUGUAUCUUAAGAGAUAUCCCGUCUUACACGUAGGAACUGAGCCGCUGAGCGUAGCGGGCAUGCAUGGGUGGGAGUGGGAGUCACAGACUCGU